AUGAAAUCAGGAUAUUCCGCAUUGGUGAAUCCGCGAAAACCGAGAAAACUCCCGUCAGGGGGACUCGAUGUCAAGAGCCGGGUGAAGAAACAGCACAUCGAAGACUGGCCGGUUCAAGGACACGCCUAUUCGGUCGGUACACAGAACGCACUUGAGGCUCGUGUUGCCAUGGAGUCACGUGAAGAAUUGGCGGCAUCGUACAAAGACUGCCCGGACAUAUCAGGCAUAUGGGGUCUGAGAGGCGACCACUCUAACGAUACCGCAGGCAACGAGUUUCUGUUGAGUCCCAGCCAGACCGGACCAUAUAUCCACAUCAUGUGUCCCAAGGGGUCGCACGUCAUUGGUCCAUCCGUUGUCACGUGCUUCAAGGAUGGCACGUGGAAUGACGUCACGAAACCAACAUGCUCUUUUUCUAGUUUGGUGCCGCUGCCACAGUCAGGCGUGCUUCUUACCGCCGUGUUUGCCGGAAGUGCUGUCCUGCUCCUCUUGGCACUCUCAGUCAUCGUCGCGCACGUGAUAUACCACCGGAAACGCUCCCCGGGCUCCGUGUCCUCGUCUGUAGAGAGGCUGUUCCGGCUGUCGGAGGAUCCGCCCUUUUACGAGGACAACCCGAUGUUCAGCCACCAAUUAGGCGAGCCAUGUUCACGAUUUGCAUGGACCACGUGGGACAGUUAUGAUGAAUGCGAGGAGGAAUACGUCCGAUUCUUGGACUGCGGUCGCGACAAUAGAUCCUUGCAUGAUUGUGCAUCUCCAGAUUAUAAUAUAUCGUUCACUAGAAAUUCUCAAUACAUUGGAACGGGGCUAUGUGACAUACUGCCACAUGAAUCUCUACUGUACAACCAGCUUUCAUUUCCAAACGACGAUGUACAACCCACGAUAUUGUCGGCGCAUGCGCAUGGUUACCCGGUUACCGAUCACGUGAUCGCGCAUCUGUUGAUGUAUCCAAGAUCGUACAUUCAACAUUGGAGAGACGUCGAGGAAAUGUGACUACACGAUCAGAUGGGAAAUGUUUUAUGUAUACAUGUAUAGUGUAAUGUUGGAUGAAUGUACUGUUGAAACUGUUGAAAAACAAAUAAGGCACUACACUUAAAACGGAAGAUCUAUGUCGUGUUCCCUUUUGUGCAAAAUUUCUUUUAGUUUUACUAAUCGUUUGAAUGCGUCGAUCAGUUUUCAUGAUUGUACAAUACAUGACGACGCUAGGUCGUAAAACGUUGAUAGCUAUUUUUUUGUCAGAUAUGGUUGAUAAUGCAUUAAUUUGAUAUUCGAAUGGGACCUCUUUUUGUUUAAUUCACGGUAUUUGUCGAACUAUUCGUAAG
Molecule: messenger RNA, 1316 nt
Organism: Dreissena polymorpha
Lineage: Eukaryota; Metazoa; Mollusca; Bivalvia; Myida; Dreissenidae
Exons: 5
Coding region: 1-987 (328 amino acids)
Source: RefSeq, a predicted model, not a curated record